Molecule: messenger RNA, 942 nt
Organism: Lontra canadensis (Northern American river otter)
Lineage: Eukaryota; Metazoa; Chordata; Mammalia; Carnivora; Mustelidae
Product: olfactory receptor 8B3-like
Biological process (GO): sensory perception of smell; G protein-coupled receptor signaling pathway
Cellular component (GO): membrane
Molecular function (GO): G protein-coupled receptor activity; odorant binding; olfactory receptor activity
Source: RefSeq, a predicted model, not a curated record
AUGACUUUCAAAAAUGACUCCUCAGUGACUGAAUUUCUUCUUGCUGGAUUAACAGACCGCCCAGAGCUCCAGCAACCCCUCUUUUUCCUGUUUCUGAUGAUCUACAUUGUCACUGUAGUGGGCAACCUUGGCUUGAUCAUUCUCAUCGGUCUCAACUCUCACCUCCACACCCCCAUGUACUACUUCCUCUUCAACCUAUCCUUCAUUGAUCUCUGUUACUCUUCUGUUUUCACCCCCAAGAUGCUGAUGAACUUUGAAUCAAUGGAGAACAUCAUCUCCUAUGACGGGUACAUGACACAGCUGUUUUUCUUUCUCUUUUUUGUCAUCUCAGAAUGCUACAUGUUGACCUCAAUGGCCUAUGACCGCUAUGUGGCCAUCUGUCAUCCAUUGCUGUAUAGGGUCACCAUGUCCCAUCAGGUCUGUUGCUUGCUAACUGUUGCUGCAUACAUGAUGGGAUUUGCUGGAGCCUCUGCUCACACAGGCUGCAUGCUUAGACUGACCUUCUGCCAUGUCAAUAUCAUCAACCAUUACCUGUGUGACAUUCUUCCUCUUCUCCAACUCUCUUGCACUAGCACCUAUGUCAAUGAGGUGGUAGUUUUGAUAGUCGUGGGAAUUAAUAUCACAGUACCCAGUUUUACCAUCCUGAUUUCUUAUGUCUUUAUCCUCACUAGCAUUCUUCAUAUCAGAUCUGCUCAAGGACGAUCAAAAGCCUUCAGUACUUGCAGCUCUCACAUCAUUGCUCUUUCUCUUUUUUUUGGGUCAGCAGCAUUCAUGUAUCUUAAAUAUUCUCCUGAAUCUAUGGACCUGGGAAAAAUUUCUUCAGUUUUCUAUACUAAUGUGGUACCCAUGCUCAAUCCUCUGAUCUACAGUUUGAGGAACAAGGAUAUCAAGGUUACACUGCAGAACACCCUGAUUAAAAUAUGGAGAAGAAACAUGCUGUAA